Closterium sp. Naga37s-1 is the source of this 723-nucleotide messenger RNA. The record is from the annotation of a GenBank genome assembly. NCBI's taxonomy places the organism in Eukaryota, Viridiplantae, Streptophyta, Zygnematophyceae, Desmidiales, Closteriaceae.
AUGGCCGAGCUACAGCCAGAGGCACAGCAGGACCAAUCGGGAAACCAGGCCUGGCCACAGGCAGGAGGGCAGCAGGGGCCGUCCGGGGGAGAGCAGCUGGAGCUGCCAAGGGAAGAGCGGCAGAAGCCGCCGGGGGUGGGGCAGCUGCCGGCAAGGGAGCAGCAAGCCGUGGAUGUGGAGAUGGCCGAGCUAAUGCCAGAGGUGCAGCAGGACCAAUCAGGGAGCCAAGUCCGGCUGCAGGCAGGAGAGCAGCAGGAGCUGCCGGGGGAGGAGCGGCAGGAGCUGCCAACAGGAGGGCAGCUCGAGCUGUCGGGGGGAGGGCAGCAGGAGCUGUCGGAGGGGGAGCGGCGGGAGCUGCCGGCGCGGGGGCAGCUGGAGGUCGCUAGUGCGGACUCUACAAGCCAAGCGAAGAGAACCCGGGCACGGGGCCGAGGCGGGAGACGACACGCCCGUAAGACGCAAGGGCAAACUGGAAGCGGAGCUGCCGCACAGCAGGCGGAGGGGCAGCCGGGGGCGACCGAGACACCCCCGGGAGCUCCGCGGGUGGGGGGGCAGCCCUGGGUGCCCGGGGCGCCCCAAGGAGAGCAGCGGCCAGGGGAGCUGCCGGGGGUGACUGGAGCACCCCAGGGAGAGCAACAGGCAGGGGGGCAGCCGAGGGUGCCCGGAGCACCCCAGGGAGUGCAGCAGGCGGGGAUCACAAACACUAUGGCGGGCAAGGUUUAG